AUUAUCAGAAUAUUUUAGCCUUGCUUUAGAUUACAACUUUUAAAAUACCUUAUAAUUUGAUGUUAAAAUGGAAAAUUUUGAGGAAGGGCAUUGUAGGUUAUGCCUCAGUGUUGUAAAUGCUAAACAUUUUGAGGAAAUAGAAGACGUCACAAGGAAUACUUUAGAAGUUCUACUGAAGUUGAAUUUUGGCGAAGGAUGCAAAUAUAUGAUGUGUCACAUUUGUUCACAGAAGGUAACGGAAGCAUUCAAAUUUAAGUCGAUGUGUCUCAAUACCAAUAACACCUUGAUUGCUUAUAUCACUAAUGAAACAAGAUGUGUUGACUUAAAAGAAAUUUACGUAAAAGAAACAAAAAACAAGCACUUAUUGGAUAAAUUAGAGGAUCACAAGGUUUGCAGGUUAUGUAUGCAGCUUACAGGCGAAUUUAUAUCAAUUCAUGAAAUGGAGAUUGGCAUGAUCGAGAAGUAUCUUCCAGAAAUAAAUUUCGUUAUCAUUGAAGAUUCCGUCGUUUGCAGACAAUGUUUUGAUUCCUUCAAUACUCACAGUAGUUUCAUAAAAAAUUGCUUAGAAAUAGAGGAAAAAAUUCAGAGUAUUCAUAAUGCAGAAGCCCUCGGUAAUCUAGCACGGAUGCCAGAUUCAUACAUAAAGAUUGAGGAGGUCAAUAUAAAGACUGAAAUAAUCGAACAGGAAGAAGAAUUGUAUUCUACUGUACCAAAACUUGAAGAUACAAAGACAUUGAUUAAAACGGAACAGAAAGAAUUAAAAUCGGAAGAUCUUGAGAAUAGCGGAACUUCAAAUACUUCUACCUAUAAAUUAGAGCUUGAAGAAAUUUCUGAAGUAGAAGAAAAUAAUUCUACACCUAAGAAAUACUUAAAGCACAAGAAAAACAUGAUCUAUAAAAAUACAGACACACACACAGAAGAGCAAGUGUACAAGUGUGAUUUGUGUGAUUAUGAAUCCAAAUAUAAUUACAAUCUUAAGACCCAUCAGUUAAGACAUGCGGACUCCUCCGAAGUACGAAUGUACAAGUGUAAUUUGUGUGAUUUUAGAACCAAAUACAAACCUAACCUUACGUCCCACCGGUUGCAACACGUGGACCCUUCAGAAUUGCAAUUGUACACAUGUGACUCAUGUGAUUUUACUACCAAAGACAAAUACAGACUUAAGGCCCAUCAAUUAACACAUGCGGACCCUUCGGAAGUGCGGAUGUACAAGUGCGAUUUUUGUGUUUUUGAAACCAAAUAUAAGGAAAGUCUUAAUGUCCACCAGUUGAAACAUGCGGACUCUUCAGAACUGCAAUUUUACAAGUGUGAUUUGUGUGAAUUCAAGACCAAAAACAAAUACAAACUUAAGCCCCACCAGUUGAAACACGCCGACCCUUCAAAAGUGCGGCUGUACGAGUGUGAUUGGUGUGAUUUUACCACCAAAUAUAGGAACAGUUUUAAGCUUCAUCAGGAGAAACAUGCAGAUCCCUCGGAAAUGCAAAUGUACACGUGUGAUUCAUGUGAUUUUACCACCAAAAUUAAAUGCUCAUUUAAACGUCACCAGUUGACACACGCGGAUCCUUCAGAAAUGCAAAUGUAUAAGUGUGAUUUGUGCAAUUUUAAGACUAAAUACAAGAACAACCUUAGGACCCACCAGUUGCAACAUGCAGGCCCUUCGGCACUGCAAAUGUACACGUGCGAUUUAUGUAAUUUUAAGAGCAAAUAUAAGGACAAUCUUAAGAGUCACCAGUUGAAACAUGCCGACUCUCCAGAGGUACCUACAUAUGAGUGCGAUAUGUGUGAGUAUAAGACCAAAAUCAAGAACAAUUUCAUAUGCCACCAAUUAGUACACAAGAACUCUUCAGACGUGCAAACAUACAGAUGUAAUUCAUGUGAUUACGAGACUGACAGAAAGGACCUUCUUAAGCUUCACCAGUUGAAACACUCAACAGUGCCAAUGCACCAAUGCGAUUACUGUGGUUUUAGUACCAAAUAUAAGAACAAUCUCAGGACCCACCAGCUGAAACACGCAGACCCCUCAGAAAUACGAAUGUAUAAGUGUGAUUUGUGCGAUUUUAUGACUAAAAAUAAGUACAAACUUAGACCCCAUCAGUUGAAACAUGUGCUUACAAAACCAAAAAUAGAAAAUACUUAAACCCCUAUUGAUAGAAUUUCAGGACUGUGGUCAAGACAAAUUGGGGAAAUAAAAGGUAUCCUGAAAGUAAUACAGGAUUUGAAUUGUGCGACAUUUUUGUGCUGCAUUUUGUCUAACCACAAUAUGUUUACUUCAACAUGUGAUCCUGAACAAUGCUGCCAACUUCUCAUAUUGAAUAUGGCACACAAUUCUACCUGUGCUUUACUUUUGGGACACCCUUUACAAGUAUAACAAGUGUCAAUGAAAAGCAAGCAUAAUUAGAUAAUCUAUGAAGGCCCUUCUAAGGCUAAGGUAUAAAUAUGCACAUGCAGUGAAUAUGUUCCAAGGCGAAAUGUAGGCAUUGUCUUAAGCAGUGUGUCAAUGAGAAAAGCAAGAAUAUACAAAUGAAGGGUUACAUGGGAUAAAGUACCAUCUAAAAUGUCCAAAUAACAGUACAUAAAGGCUUAAUACUUCCUCUGUA
Anoplophora glabripennis (Asian longhorned beetle) is the source of this 2597-nucleotide messenger RNA. Its product is annotated as zinc finger protein 99-like. Bases 68 to 2137 code for a protein of 689 amino acids. Gene Ontology annotation, cellular component: nucleus. Gene Ontology annotation, biological process: regulation of transcription by RNA polymerase II. Gene Ontology annotation, molecular function: zinc ion binding; RNA polymerase II transcription regulatory region sequence-specific DNA binding; DNA-binding transcription factor activity, RNA polymerase II-specific. Lineage: Eukaryota; Metazoa; Arthropoda; Insecta; Coleoptera; Cerambycidae. The transcript has 4 exons. The record is from RefSeq and is a predicted model, not a curated record.